AUGUCUAUGCUCCCUCUUGUGCAAGAACGGACCGGUAUUACUCAUCUAAUUCUGGCAGCAAUCCAUCUUAACGAGCAACCAGGAAACAUCACCCUCAAUGACGACUCUCCAACCAACGAGAAGUUCGGCCCACUCUGGGUGGAGGUAAAAAAAAUGAAGAAAACUGGCUUGAAGAUAAUGGGAAUGCUAGGCGGUGCCGCUCGGGGUUCCUUCGAACGUCUUGAUGGCAACGACGGCCAGUUCGAAGCAUUCUACGGCCCCUUGUUGAAGAUGAUUAAGAAAUACGCCCUCAACGGUCUUGAUCUCGACACAGAGGAAAAAAUGUCUCUCGAAGGCAUUAUCCGGUUGAUCGAUAGGCUUAAGAGUGACCUAGGCGAUGAUUUCAUCAUUACCCUCGCUCCCGUUGCGACUGCUUUGCUGGAUAGGGGCAAUCUAUCUGGAUUUGACUAUAGAGAACUAGAGGCGGAGCGAGGCUCAAAAAUAAACUGGUAUAAUGUGCAGUUCUACAAUGGCCGGAGUUUCGCGAAUGCUCCGAACAUGUAUACUGAUAUUGUAUGUCGGGGCUGGUCUGCACAGCGGGUGGUCUUUGGCGUGUUAACAAACCCCAAUGGAGGGUCGGGGUAUGUAGCACCGGAAGUCGUCCAAAACAUGCUCAGCAGAUUGUCUAGACAAUACAAAUACUUCGGUGGGGUAAUGGGUUGGGAGUAUUAUAAUGCAAUGCCAGAUAAAACGAAGCCCUGGAUGUGGGCGAAAGGAAUGGCAGGAAGCCUGACCUUGUGA
Penicillium subrubescens is the source of this 780-nucleotide messenger RNA. RefSeq lists its product as uncharacterized. Gene Ontology annotation, cellular component: extracellular region. NCBI's taxonomy places the organism in Eukaryota, Fungi, Ascomycota, Eurotiomycetes, Eurotiales, Aspergillaceae. Gene Ontology annotation, molecular function: chitinase activity. The coding region runs from base 1 to 780 and encodes 259 amino acids. Gene Ontology annotation, biological process: carbohydrate metabolic process. The transcript has a single exon. The record is from RefSeq and is a predicted model, not a curated record.